GUUUCCCGGAACAGCCCGCGCGGAGGAAAGGGAGGAAAAAAAGCCACCCUGCGGCCGGGGCCGGAGCUGGAGCCGCCGCUGCCGCCGCCGCCGCGGCCGUCUGGAGCUCCCCCGCGCGGACGAUGCCUGCCGUGCCCGCCUGGGGCUCGGGGCGGUGAGGCCCGGGGCGCGGGGUAGCUAUGGCGACGGCGAGCGCGGCCCGCGGCGCCGCCUGACAGGUGUGGGCCCCGGCGGCGGCGGCGUGGAGCAGCAUGUACGCCAAGGGGGGCAAGGGUUCGGCCGUGCCCUCCGACAGCCAGGCCCGCGAGAAGUUGGCGCUGUACGUUUAUGAGUACCUGCUGCACAUCGGUGCCCAGAAGUCAGCCCAGACCUUCCUGUCUGAGAUCCGAUGGGAGAAGAACAUCACGCUGGGGGAGCCCCCUGGGUUCCUGCACUCCUGGUGGUGCGUCUUCUGGGACCUGUACUGCGCGGCGCCUGACCGAAGAGAGGCCUGCGAGCACUCCGGCGAGGCCAAGGCCUUCCAGGAUUAUAGUGCUGCAGCCGCCCCCAGCCCUGUUAUGGGGAGUAUGGCCCCAGGUGACACAAUGGCCGCAGGCCCCAUGGCGGCUGGCUUCUUCCAGGGCCCCCCCGGCUCCCAGCCGUCCCCCCACAACCCCAACGCCCCCAUGAUGGGGCCUCACGGUCAGCCCUUCAUGUCACCGCGCUUCCCAGGGGGCCCCCGGCCCACCCUGCGGAUGCCGAGUCAGCCUCCCGCAGGCCUCCCUGGCUCCCAGCCCCUCCUCCCUGGCGCCAUGGAGCCCUCCCCACGAGCCCAGGGGCAUCCAAGCAUGGGCGGCCCAAUGCAGAGGGUGACGCCUCCUCGUGGCAUGGCCAGCGUGGGGCCCCAGAGCUAUGGAGGUGGCAUGCGACCCCCACCCAACUCCCUCGCCGGCCCAGGCCUGCCUGCCAUGAACAUGGGCCCAGGAGUUCGUGGCCCGUGGGCCAGCCCCAGUGGAAACUCGAUCCCCUACUCCUCCUCAUCUCCCGGCAGCUACACGGGACCCCCAGGAGGAGGUGGGCCCCCUGGAACACCCAUCAUGCCUAGCCCUGGAGAUUCCACCAACUCCAGCGAAAACAUGUACACUAUCAUGAACCCCAUCGGGCAGGGCGCCGGCAGGGCUAAUUUCCCGCUUGGCCCUGGCCCGGAGGGCCCCAUGGCCGCCAUGAGCGCGAUGGAGCCUCACCACGUGAACGGAUCCCUGGGCUCGGGCGACAUGGACGGGUUGCCGAAGAGUUCCCCCGGCGCCGUGGCCGGCCUGAGCAACGCCCCGGGCACCCCGCGGGACGACGGCGAGAUGGCGGCCGCCGGGACCUUCCUGCACCCGUUCCCGAGCGAAAGCUACUCGCCAGGGAUGACCAUGAGCGUGUGAUGGGGCGGCAGCCCCGGGCCUCUCUGCGGGCCUAGGCUUCUGCCCAGCGCCCCUGCUCAGGGCGAGGGGCUGAGGUCACACCUCGGGCACCUGGACUCCUGGCCAAUCAAGGCUUGCCCAGCUGGGAGGCCCCACACGAAAGACUCUUACCAUUUUAUUAAAAACGCAAGGACCUCAGAGACGUUCUUUUCUGUAUGGACCCUUCCUGCCAUUUGUAUUUUGUCCCAGAGAGAAAGGCUCUUUGGGGGGCCCCUCUCCCCAGGACGUCAGGGGGUGGGGCCCAUCAAUAAAUGGAAGCUGGUUUUGGUUUUUGGUA
Molecule: messenger RNA, 1725 nt
Organism: Pan troglodytes (chimpanzee)
Lineage: Eukaryota; Metazoa; Chordata; Mammalia; Primates; Hominidae
Gene: SSBP4
Product: single stranded DNA binding protein 4
Exons: 18
Coding region: 252-1409 (385 amino acids)
Biological process (GO): positive regulation of transcription by RNA polymerase II
Cellular component (GO): nucleus
Molecular function (GO): protein binding; single-stranded DNA binding
Source: RefSeq, a predicted model, not a curated record